CACACCCACAUCGCACAGCUGCAGUGGCCCUUGCGAGCAACCAGCAGAGCCUGAGCACCCAAGGUCGAGACGUCAUGGCCAACAAGAAGAAAAAGUCUGCCAAGAAGCCUCCGGCAGCCAUGGCCGCAUCCAGCGGCUCCGCGGCCCCAGGCCCAACCCUCGAGGAUGCCAACCGCUCCCUGGCGAUUCUGCUUCAGUGGAUGGAUGGCAACGGCAUCAAAAUCGACCACGAUCUGAUCGAGAUCCAGACGUAUCUGAGACCAGGGGGAUUUUGCUUCCGAGUCGUCGCGAAGCAAGAUCUGGAUUACGACAUGACUGUCUGCACGAUUCCGAAGGAGGCGAUCCUCUCUUGGCAAAACUGUGGCAUUGCCGAUAUCCUGGAGCCCCAUCAUGAUGUGCCCGACAAAAUGAAGCUUGUCCUUGCCAUCAUGUUUGAACAGUCUCAGGGAGAAAAGUCGCCCUGGUGGGGCUAUCUUCAAUCGCUUCCUGUCUUCGAGCCGAUUCCCCUUCUCUGGCCCGCGGACGACGUCAAGGAACUUACUGCCUUCUAUCCCCAUGACCAAACCCAGGAUGUGGUUCUGGGCAGACUCGAGCAGCACCUGCAGCCCAUCUUGCAGGCGCAUCCGACCAUCUUUGCUCCAGCCGAAUUCUUCUCGAUGGAGCGGUCGCUUUCUAUUGCCUCUCUCAUCAAAUCGCGGGCCUUUGAGGUCGACGACUAUCACGGUGACUCGAUGGUUCCGCUCGCGGAUCUCUUCAACCACAAAUCCGGUGCCGAGAACGUCCGCAUCCACGCCGAUCGCGAUGUUUGUGUCUUCUGCGGCAGCAACGGAGGCUGCGAGUGCGAAGAUAUAGACGCCAGUAAAAGCGAAGGCGAGUAUGAGGGAGCCAUGGACGAAGAAUGGGAGGACGUCGACGACACGGCUGACGACAUGGCCGAUGACAUGACCGAUGACGUGGUUGAUGAAGAAGCCGAGGGAAACGACGAAGAUGCAGACGACGCCGAUGGGGACCGCUCCGAGGAUGGUCGCAGCGUCGAUCAGGACUCGGAUGUCUGCCCAUCCGAACUCGACGACCCAGACAAUCCGCUCGAGGAGUUUGUCGACAGCCUUGAGAUGAUCGUUGUAAAUCCGUGCGCCAAGGGCGACGAAGUAUUCAACACCUAUGGCGAUAUAAGCAACGGUGAGCUUCUGCUCAAUUACGGCUUUGUGGAAGCCAACAAUCCAUUUGACGCCAUGCACGUCGAGCUGGACGAUAUCGUCAAGGGAUUCUCGGACCGACUCAGCGAUGCAGAUGCGAGAGCCCGCGUCCUUUGGUGGUUUGCCAAGCGCGCUGCGUUCAAAGAUAUCCUCUUUGGACCUGACGACUGCCACGAUGAGGACUGCGGCUGCGGCCACGAUCACGACGACGACCCUCACGACCACCAUGGCAGCCACGACCAUGAUCAUUGUGGCGGGGAAUGCGAGGAUGAAUGCAAUGACGACGACAGCGAUGACGAGGAUGAGUUCGGUGGGCACGAAUCGGACAAGCCGUUCACGUUCAAUGUCGACGGCCAUGCCAGCAUCGACUUUAUCGUUGUGGUCUCGCUCUUGAUGCUCGACAAGAGUACAUUCAAGAUGUGCCACGAUUCUCCCGACGUUGCUGCCCAGUUUGUCGCAGAGAUUGUGGAUCGAGGACCUACCCUCACGGAUGCUCAGCCGAGCAUAAAAUCGCCGGGUUCGGGCAAGAAGAAAGGCAAGAGCCAGGCCGACAAGAUGGCAACGGCUGUGAGGCUGAAGCUGGCGGGCUUUGCGCGACGAAGUCUGGAGCAGUUUCCUUCUCGGUUCGAAGAGGAUGGACGAAUUCUAAAAACCCUGGGCGACAAAGUAUCAAACCGGCGCUGGAUCCUGAUGCACCGCAUGGGCAGCCGACAAAUCCUGGGUGCUGCUUUGAAGAACUACAGCUGAUCUCUGGGCUCGAAAUUGGCUGGACUGGGCGGACCCGAGGUGCUCUGGCAAAGUGAUGCGAGGGUGGCGCAAUUCCGCUCGUGCCGGAGGACCUGGCAAGAGCAAUGUGAACGCAAUGAGGUCUGAAAGCCAUCAGCGCAGAAUGGCUAUCGCAUAUUCUCUGAACCAAAUGGUCUCAAUAUACUCUGACGAGCCAAGAGGAACGGAGGUGGACGUUGGGAUAAAUAUAGCACUGUUGGUUGUCUGCCGCAUCCGACAAGUUCGGUACACGACCG
Messenger RNA from Polychytrium aggregatum, 2218 nucleotides. RefSeq lists its product as uncharacterized. Gene Ontology annotation, molecular function: protein-lysine N-methyltransferase activity. NCBI's taxonomy places the organism in Eukaryota, Fungi, Chytridiomycota, Chytridiomycetes, Polychytriales. The record is from RefSeq and is a predicted model, not a curated record. The transcript has 5 exons. The coding region runs from base 75 to 1943 and encodes 622 amino acids. Gene Ontology annotation, cellular component: nucleus. Gene Ontology annotation, biological process: peptidyl-lysine monomethylation.